Messenger RNA from Aplosporella prunicola CBS 121167, 850 nucleotides. RefSeq lists its product as uncharacterized. The record is from RefSeq and is a predicted model, not a curated record. Lineage: Eukaryota; Fungi; Ascomycota; Dothideomycetes; Botryosphaeriales; Aplosporellaceae. The transcript has a single exon. Bases 235 to 663 code for a protein of 142 amino acids.
UCAGCGAAGCUCGAUAUCUUUUUGCUUUUUUAUUUUUGGUUUUCUAUGUUAUUUUUUUUGGUGUUUAUCUCUCACCUCCACCACCUCUCUCUCUCCUCUGCAUCGAUGGUCCACAUGUCACCGUGAUGUCUUGUGCCUGUGCCGGUUAGUUCACCUGGUCUUUGAGAGCGUUUUUUGCUUGCUUAUGAUUGUAUACCUUCCUACGCUCGCUGCUAUGAUGGUGUGGCUAUCGCCAUGGUCGCCGGUGCUGUCGUGAAGGUGUGUAUAAAUUCUCUCACUCGUCCCCAAACAGCCGCCCUCAAGCAACCACCUUCUAUCUACCUCUCAAUCAGCUUUAAACCUCUCUUUGUAUACCUCUCUCACCUUCCCUUCGCGGCUCUACGCCGCAUGCUCACUCACUCAAUCACUCACUGCCACCCAUCAUCCCCACGCACUUCCGCCACUCCACCGCGCAACAAACCCCGCAUAUCCAAGACCAACCCAACCCCCACAGCAAAGUCAGCACCACACAGACAUGCAGCUACCAUUCACACAAACCCGAUACCAACCUCCCACUUCUCAACGCCACAACUCACACCCACCUACCACCAUUACCACCACCACCACCACCACCGCAACCAGCUCUCCCACCCCCAGACCUCAUCUCAACACCACACCAAGUGACCAAAAAUCCAUCUUCCCCGUACCCUCGCACACCAACCCCCAACCCCCACGCACACACACACACACCCACGUCACCAACACCUCAAGCGCCUCAGACACUCAACGUCGCCACCAGCAGAAACCUACAUACCUUCUAGCGCGCGCUACGUACGCAUAAGUGAGCGCCAAACGGCCAAAGAUAGCCGAA